This is a messenger RNA of Salmo salar (Atlantic salmon), 3276 nucleotides long. RefSeq lists its product as uncharacterized. Gene Ontology annotation, biological process: regulation of transcription by RNA polymerase II. Gene Ontology annotation, molecular function: DNA-binding transcription factor activity; RNA polymerase II cis-regulatory region sequence-specific DNA binding. Lineage: Eukaryota; Metazoa; Chordata; Actinopteri; Salmoniformes; Salmonidae. The record is from RefSeq and is a predicted model, not a curated record.
GAUGGGCCAGGAGGUUGAGGAAGAUGGCGGAAGCAGAAGUGUCGUUUGAAGUUGAAAGCACAUUGAGUACAGUUAGUGAGUGGACAACAGUGGAGUCAAAGAAUGGAGGAAAAAAAGCUAAAAUUGUUGUGGAAAAUGAGUCUGAUGAAUCGUUUCUUGUUGGAGUACGUUUUUUGGAUAAUGAUGAUAAUAUUUGGGAAACUCUUUUGAAGUCACGAAGAUGGUGAAGAAGGCUUUGGGAAAAGUGGAUGCAGUCAAAGUAACCAGGAGUGGUAUGGUGUUGAUAUCAUGUAGUCAUAGUAACCAGGAGCGGUAUGGUGUUGAUACCGUGUAGUCAUAGUAACCAGGAGCGGUAUGGUGUUGAUAUCGUGUAGUCAUAGUAACCAGGAGUGGUAUUGUGUUGAUAUCGUGUGUAUCUAAAGAGCUAAAGGAGUGUACAUUGUGGCUCGCGGAAUUAUCGACGCAUGAAUUGAACAGCUUUGAUUUUCAGAGCAGGUCUCCGGUAAAAUAUGUUAUCUCUGGCAUCCCGUUGGACAUUGAUAAUCAAUAUCUUAGCCAACAAAUUCCAUGAGUAGAUCAUAUUUGAUAUGAAAAUCAUUAUUACUUACAAACCAAUGGGUAAAAUAUAAUAUCCUAUUCAUAAAGAGACUUAAUUAAGUUGCGCAAUGUACGCAUCUAGCGCAGCCAUGGCGGUCUUGAGAACUCCCAAUGUCUAUUCUCGCGGCGACAACGCAUAUCGCGUUCUCAUAUAGGGUGUUCUCUAGCUAGCUAGCUACAUCAAAAACAAGAGCUGUCAACUUUCAAAAUCAAGUGUCAAGCCUUCCAUGUCCGAACCCAAGUCCACAGAGUCCCCGGGUUCUGGCUGUGGUGUUCCAGCCCAGAGAAGCUCACAGCGGGGUCCAGAGAUGGUGUCAUUGAAGCUGGAAGACUGCAGUCAAACACUGGAACUCAAUGUGAUUGUCAAAGAGGAGGAGGAGAGAGAAGUGAAAGAGGUUGAUCAGAGAGCUGUCAAAGAGGAAGUGGAGAUGGCAGUCAAAGAAGAGCAUGAGGAGAGAACAGUCAUAGAAGAAGAAAAAGAAGAGGAGAAUAUAAGCAUCAAAGAAGAGGUGGAGGAAAGAGCAGUGAAAGAAGAAGAGAACAAGGAAGGAGCUGCUCAACGUCUAGGAACUAAAGAAGUAGAUAGUAUCACUGACCCAGGAGAGAUCUCCAACCCAGGUUCAGACAGUGAGCCCAGUUCCACAGCAUCAGGAAACCAUAAUCAACACAGACGGAGGAACUCAAGACAGAAACAUCAUCGCUGCAUGGACUGCUUCACUAGUUUCUAUGAGCCAGAGGAGUUGAGAAGGCACACUUGUAAGCCCCGACCCUGUUCAGAUUGCCAAGGCAGUUUUAUUUGUCCAAUUCACCUCAAAUCACACCAACAAAGUCUCAAAAUAAAGAAGAUGUACCCGUGUGGUCAAUGUGGGAAGAGAUUUCAGACACCAAGCAACUUGAAGAUGCACCAGCUUACUCACACAGGAAAGAAGUCGUACCACUGCUUUCAGUGUAGGAAGACUUUCGGUUGGUCAUUCAAUUUGAAGAGACACCAGAAAAUACACACAGGGGAGAAACCUUUCCACUGCUCCCAGUGUGGAAAGAGCUUCAGUCAGACAGGAGACCUAAAGAAACAUCAGAGAAUACACACAGGAGAGAAGCCGUACCACUGCUCUGAGUGCGGGACGAGCUUCAGUAUAGAAGCAAAUCUAAAGGAGCACCAGAAAAUACAUACAGGAGAGAAGCCUUUCCACUGCUCCCAAUGUGGAAAAAGCUUCAGUCGGUUAAGAGAACAAAAGAAACAUCAGAGAAUACACACAGGGGAAAAGCCAUACAGCUGUGAUCAGUGUGGGAAGAGUUUCAGUCAAACAGGAGUCCUAAAGAGACACCAGCUAACUCACACAGGAGAAAAGCCUUUCAAAUGCUCCCAGUGUGGGAAGGAUUUCAGUCAGUCAUCACUUUUGAAGAGACACCAGUUAACUCACACAGGAAAGAAGCCUCACCACUGCUCUCAUUGUGGAAAAAGUUUUAAAUUGGAAGGAAGCCUUCAGAGUCAUCAGAGAAUACACAAUGGAGAGAAGCCCCACCACUGCUCCCAAUGUGGGAAGGCUUUCAGUCAGGCAGUAGACCUAAAGAAACAUCAGAGAAUACACACAGGGGAGAAGUCUUUCCACUGCUCUCAGUGUGGGAAGACUUUCGAUCGGUCAUUAUUUUUGAAGCGACACCAGAGAAGACACACAGGGGAGAAGCCUUUCCACUGCUCACAAUGUGGGAAGACCUUCAGUGAGAAAGGAAAUCUAAAGCAACACCAGAGAAGACACUCGGGAGAGAAACCGUACAGCUGUGAUCAGUGUGGGAUUUGUUUUAAAUGGAAACAAAGCCUGAAGGAACAUCAGGAGGCAAAGCACAGUGCAGUGCCCAGCACUGACCUUAUAAUGGAGUUGCCAAGCUGGGCAUCUACAUAUCUAACUAAUAUUGACUGACUAUUUUUGUAAUUAUUCUCAAACUUUUUUAAAUAUAUAUUUGACCUUUUAACACUUAUUUAGACAGCCAAAAACACAGGUGGCGACAGGAAAUUGGUAGGGUGGACACAGGAAUUGAAAACCGGUCUCCAGUGGGGAGGAGAGUACAUGCAACUGGCUGGGAGUGUUAAAGCUAUACAACAGGUUAUUAUUCUGUGACACUUGAAGUUCAUUUUUAAUAUUCUCAUAUGGAAAUGUACUAAAGAGUUAUGGCAUGUGGAUCAUAUCCUCCAGAAAUCCAUUCAGUUUCUAUCUGCAUAAGUCAAUACUUUCUGAACUAAACUUCCAUUAUAUCAAUUCCACCUGCAAGACACACACCUCUCGGGAACAUUUUAUGUGCACAUUGAUGUCAUUUCACCAGACUGCACAUGUAUCUGCUUAAUGUAACAGUUUCUCUGGGUGAUUUGUGAUGUUUUACUUGUGCUUCCCGUGACUGUGUUUUUCUAUUUGAAUGUGUAUAUUUAUAUUGUAUUAUACAGGGCACAUUUAGAAAAGAGACCUAGGUCUCUAUGUCUUCCCAGGUAAAUUAAAGGUAAAUACAUCACUAAUAAUAAUGACCUGAUUAAAAAGUAGAGGACAGACAUAAGGGAAGGCUGUUGUCUGUAUUAACCAGUGAUCUACUAUAAUGCAGGGUAUAAUGUAAAGUAAAAAUAAUGACAAGAUAAGCACGUUUAUUUUGGUUUUAUUCACCAUGCAGACAAUGGGUUCCAUCAGCUUGUUG